GUAAUGUCUUGUGUACUCUUAUCAAUCUUGUCGUCUCUUCUCUCCUCUCUCCGGCCCCCUCCAUUUCACGACCCACCGUCCAUCGAUUAUACUACUCUCCUUCUCUCUCUCUCUCUCUUCUUGUCUCUCCUGUAUUGUGCUAUGGAAUGCUAAACUUGAUCUCCACACAAAAAAGUAGGAACAUAUGUCCCCAUCAAUUCUCACCACCACCAGGUCCACCACCACCAUAUCUAUGGAUAUCCCCACUCCCAUCUCUCCUAGACCAGAGCAGCAGGUCUCACCAAAUCAUCAUUCAUUCAUCUCCUCAACAAUUCCAUCUUUCUCAUCAUCAUUACCCUAAUAUAUUCCCAAAUCGAUUAUUCAAUUCCCCUACUCCCUUCCUGGCCGGCUGCUCAUUAUAAUCCGCCCGCUGUAGUAGUACUAGCAUUUUACUAGUCAAAUUCUCUUCUAACUAACAUGACUCGGCUCUUCCGAUCCAAGUCUUGCGUAGUCCGCCGCUCCGUGGGUUCGAUGUUCAAUGUAUCUUCUCCGACUCCGUCUCUGUAUCUACCCAGAGGCAGCAAAGGCGAAGAUGAAGACGAAGACGAAGAAGAAGAAGGCGGCAAAGAUGAUAAUGAAGAAGAAGAAGAGGAGGAGGAGUACCCCGCUGACAGCCCUGUUACGACGCCGUUUAUAGGCCCCGAGUAUCGGUACAAUAUUAAUAACCAUAGGGAAAGGGUAGAGAGUGAGAAUGAUCAUCAUCAUCAUGAGCAGCAUCAACCGAUACUGGACAUUUUGGCGGCGGUGCUGAAAAAGUCUCUGGUGACUUGUACUACUAGUGUGGAGAUGGAGGAGGAGGUCAUGGAUAUAGGCUGUCCCACCGAUGUCCGCCACGUCUCUCACGUGACCUUCGAUCCCUUCAAUGGCUUUCUUGGCUUGCCCCUUGAUCUCCAGCCCCAGCUCCCUCCCAAGGUUCCUAGCGCCAGUUUAAGUGUUUUUGGAGUUUCUCCCAACUCAAUGCAUUGUUCCCAUGACCAAAGAGGAAACAGUGUGCCAACGAUUCUUCUUAUGAUGCAAAAGCGUUUGUACUCAGAGAGAGGCCUUGAAGCAGAAGGAAUAUUUCGAAUAAAUGCGGAGAAUAGUAAGGAAGAGUAUGCUCGGAACCAGCUGAACAAAGGUAUUGUGGCACGGGGAAUUGAUGUUCACUGUUUGGCGGGGUUGAUAAAGGCAUGGUUCAGAGAACUUCCUGCAGGAGUUCUGGAUUCUCUGACCCCAGAACAGGUGAUGCACUGCAACUCAGAAGAGGAGUGCACUGAACUAGUAAAAUUACUUCCUCCCACUGAAGCUGCACUACUUGAUUGGGCCAUCAAUUUGAUGGCAGAUGUUGUUCAGUAUGAAACCCAGAAUAAGAUGAAUGCCCGCAACAUAUCUAUGGUAUUCGCACCCAACAUGACCCAGAUGGCAGAUCCUUUGACUGCGUUAAUUCAUGCGGUUCAAGUUAUGAACUUCCUGAAGACACUGAUUAAUAAAACCCUUGGAGAAAGAGAAGAAUCAGCUGCACAUUCUCAUCCAUCAAACCUGAGAAUGGGCCUGUCACGUGGCCAAACUUCCGAUGGUUGUUCCAUUGAAGGACAUGCUGUUGGUUACCCUUUUAGUAGUACCACUUUAGACAGAUUGGAAUCCGAUGGCAUGGAGGAAUCUGGAGUUGCCAGAGUAAAAAUGAUGCCGAAGAGAGGUAUGAAUCAAUUUCAGACAAAAGCUCUGCUGUCAUGGGCAAAAGGGGAAAUUCGUAAAAUGGUAUGAGAGGUGAGUUUGAGGUAGUUGAAUAAUUGAGUGGCUAAGUUUGAAGAUAAGUCGGGAAACUUUGAUGGAAUCCUGUAUUCAAGUUGAGCAAGCUAGUUAAGAAGUCUGGAGGCCUUGAUCUUGUAUAAUAGGGGAGGAGGGUGGGGAAGCUUGGGCUUGAGAUGUAUGCAACUUGGGUUGGCCCAAUCCACUAAGUUUUACAAUGUUUAGUUCUGUGAAAAACAUUCGUCUAGCUUAGAUAGAUAGAUGCCUUAUUGUUUGGGUGUAGUCAUAGAAAUAUUUGAAGUUGGGGAAAUUUUCUUUUUUUUCCCAUGUUUUUACUGAAGGUUUAGAUAGAUGAACAUAGCUGUUGUCCGAGGGUUGUGCCUCACCUUGUAUAAUUUCUUGUAUGAUUAAUUUGUUGCGCAAAUUCAUGCACCAUCUGAGUAACAGUGCGGUAAGAUUUGUUCAAACA
Messenger RNA from Rhododendron vialii, 2236 nucleotides. Its product is annotated as rho GTPase-activating protein 5-like. The record is from RefSeq and is a predicted model, not a curated record. Gene Ontology annotation, biological process: signal transduction. Bases 457 to 1782 code for a protein of 441 amino acids. Gene Ontology annotation, molecular function: GTPase activator activity. The transcript is spliced from 5 exons. NCBI's taxonomy places the organism in Eukaryota, Viridiplantae, Streptophyta, Magnoliopsida, Ericales, Ericaceae.